Molecule: messenger RNA, 4653 nt
Organism: Symbiodinium natans
Lineage: Eukaryota; Dinophyceae; Suessiales; Symbiodiniaceae
Source: the annotation of a GenBank genome assembly
AUGGCCUUGCCGAUGAAGAAGACCGUGAAGAAGGCAAUGAAGGCCAGCCCCAUGAAGGCCUUGGCCAUGAAGGGAAUGAAGGCAGGUCCUGCAAGACUGCGAUUUGAGCUGAUAGCCGCAAUGAAGAAGAAAGCCGUCAGCAAGAUCGCCCACGGCAAGCUGGCGAAGAUGGUCGUCUUCAAGGGUCGCAAGGAGAAGACUUCGUCCGGCCUGCAGAAGGCACAGCUCAUGAAGAACAAGCGCGGCAAGGUUGUCAGCAAGAAGCAGCAUGCAAAGGGCCAGGCGCUUUUCAAGAAGUUCGCGCAGGGCUGGCUCGAUGCUGUCAUGACCGCGAGGAAGGAGCUGGGGAUUAAGGGCUUCUGCGCUGUUGGCGGAAAGAGCGCUCAGGGCAAGGCGCUCUAUGCCAAGGCCAAAGCGCUGUACACAUCUCGCGAGCUUUUCUUGAAGCUCAAGUUUCGAGAAGUGGUGGACGAAGCGCUGCAUGAUGAAGUGCGCAAAGUCAAGCCUUCACCGUUGCACUGGGACGUGUCCCGGCACCUGGCAGAUUUGGGAGAGGCUCAUCGUAACUCCUUCCGCUGGGGCCCACUCUACAUCGACAUCGGCCUCGAGCAGCUGGAGGUGGAUGAGCGAAGGCGAUGCUUGAUGGUCGAUGGCCCAUCAUCUUUCUACUAUUGUAGCGAUCAGUACUUGCCGGCAAAGCACCUGCAACACGAGAUGCUGACCUCGCUGGGCUGGGAUGUCCGGCGGGUGCGCUGGGACGACUGGCUGGAGUUGGGCAACGAUGACGCUAGGAAGCGGCAGUAUCUGCAGAUGCUCUUGGCGGACACGCGGCCAGUGGCCGAGGAGUUGCGAGACCGUGCUCCGCUCCCAACCGACGAUGUGCGAGAGAAGCUGAGGCAGUUCCGCGCCCUCCAGGCUGCCAAGGAAGCCGCAGAGGCCGCCAUGGGCUCAGCUCCCCGCUUCCGCGCAGGCAAGGCUCCCACGCCAGGCCCAGGGCAGUACCGGCAAGCCAAGAGCCUGUCAGGUCCGAGCUAUAGCUUCGGAAAGCCGGUGACGGUGAAGCCGAAGGGCACACCAAGGCAGCAAUCAGAGCAUCCCAGGCUUCCCAAGGUGCAGAAAGACCAGCUGACGCUGUUGGCGCAGCUUGGCCGCGGUGGGCUUGCGACCGUGCACAGAGCACGCCUCUCCGGCAAGGAGUUGGCAGUGAAGCUUGUCCGCUCUCAGCCUGGGCUCCAAAACCCGGAGCAGGACCGCGAAGGCCUGCACAAAGAGGCUCUGCUCCUCGCCGGCCUAAACCACGCCAACAUCGUGCGGGCAGUGUGCUUGGUCACCGAGGAGGGCGCAGUCAUCGGCUUUGGCCUGGAGCUCCUCGGCCUGUCCCUCGAAGCUGCCGCGCAGAGCGGCCAGCUGAGCCCUCAGCGCCUGGCAAGUGCCGUGGCGCCCAUUUGCACGGCCCUGGCACACAUGCACCAGCGGCUGAUCGCCCACCUGGAUGUGAAGCCAGCAAACAUCUGCUUCACGGCCCAGCUUACGGGCGUGAAGCUGGUCGACCUGGAUGCAGCGAUGCCCUUGCAACAUCAAGAUGAGGUGGGCCAGCGCCUUCCCGGGAACGUCGCAGCCUGGUCUCCGGAGAUCGCCAAGAAACAGCCGUACAGUCCUCUGGCCGAGGACGGCUACCAAGCCGGGUGGACCUUCUCGAAGCUCAUCGAGGUUACACAAGGAUCGCCCGACGAAGUGCUGCUGAGGCGUCUGCAGCCAUUGCUUGGCCCUGCCGAGUCACGGCCGAGCAUGCAGAAGAUGCUGGAUGAGAACCUCAGGCAGCCAGAGGAGCGGGUCAGAGAGCUGUUGCAGCUCGAAGGGCGCCCAGUCCUCCUUGGGGCACGGCCCGUCUGCUAUGCGCAUGGCUCUGAGGAUGUGUUGUGCUUCCCAGCUGAAGUAGAUGAAGAAGGGCUGGCGAGCUUCCAGAAGCAUCACCUCCAGAAGUCUUUGGCCAGCUACCCAUCCUCAAAGACCCCAAGACAUCCCAAGACGUUCCAUGAGGUCCACUGGGUGCGUCUUUCGAUCGGUCUGUGGUCAGUGUCGGAGAGGGCUGGCAGGAGUUGGCUUCUUCUCAGGAACAAGUACGCUGGAGCAGUUGGAGACUCCGCUCUCUUCGAAGAAGGCUCCAUCCUCCAGCUGGGGCUGCUGUCUUCGAACCCGGCUGCCUUCGGCGAGUCUUUCGCUGCUGACUUCACCAUCGAGCAGAAUGAGCCUGUGGGGCUUGUGCUCUGGUCAAAUCUCUGUGCCCUUCGAAGGUCCGGUGAUCCCGUACCGUCAUCCUCGCAGGGAGGCAUUGACCAGCCCAGGAGCUGCAUGCCCCUCCGUCGGGUGAUCUACGGGAAGCCCUUCCUCUUGCUGCCUGACGUCGUUCUCAUGCUGACAGCUCAGGGCACGGACGAGGGCUCUGCUCAGACAGCUUUUUCCCGAAUGGCAGUCAAGAAGGGCGAGGCAGUGUACCACUGCUACAUAGACGUCUUUGCUGAGACAUCGGGCCAUCUCACAUGGGACAAGGAGCUUGUCGUGGGGGGCAGCCUGACGACACAACAUCUCUUCAUCAAGGACAAGGAUAGCAAACACAGCAGCCAGUACUUCAAUCAGGGUGACUGGAUGCUGGAUGCCCGGUCCUGGGAUGAGCCCUUCGAUUGGCGACUCCGGCUCCCGUCUCACCAGCACAUGCCGGAAGCGCUGAACCCGGGGCACUUCACACACCACGAUUACAGCGACAAUCUGCACUCCUUUUUUCGGCCCGUGGGGUAUCGGAUCCGAGUUCGCCAGGACCGGGACUCGAAAACCUUGGCGAUUGCGACUUGGACUUCCGGCACACUUGUGUGCCAGCAAGAUGGAGGUCUCCAUAGCCGACCCGGACAAGGAAAGGGUCAUCUUCAAGCUGGAGCCAACAAGAGCCGUAACUGUGAUCCGAUGUGGCACCAAGCUGGUGUCCCUUCUGGUGUCCCUUCCGCCUACAAGAUGAAAAAGGACGGAAGCUGCACGCUGGCGUUGCCGCAUGGCGAGCAGGUGAGCCAGCAGGUGAGCCUCUGUGCUGCGGAGGCCCGGCGAUCCUUGAAGGCAAUCGACGAGAUCUUUGAGCAGGCCAAAUUUGAUCAGGAGUCGGAGGGGAAGGAGAAUUGCACGAAAAACGUCCUUGUCAUCCGCUUCGACAGAGACGUCCAGGUAGUGUGGGCUGCCCCAGAGCGCAUCUCCUCUUGGGGCGAGCCUGGACAACUUCUCUUCGUGGUGAAGCUGGAUUCUUCCGAUGCGCUGGUUCCUGUGCGGGUGCCCUGCUUCGACUUGCUCUUCGAACUGGAGACUGCGUGGUUCCCUUGCAAGACUUUGGCAGGCCUCCAUGGCGUGAAGAGUGAGCAGCUCAAGACAGUGGUCAAAGCUUCACCCCAGCAACAUCCACCCUGCGCGGGCUUCCAGCGGGAUGGCGGAGCACAUCGCCGUCGGCCGGCGGGCACCUGGCUCCCAUCCAAGAUGGUGAUGGCCGCGGCGCUGCGGAAGCACGUGAAGCUGCGGUUCGGCCACUCCAAGCGCAUCCUGGUGCUCAGGGAGGAGCCCAGCUCGGCGACAUCAUGUGGGGCUACGGUAAGAGCAGCUUCCUGGACGCCAGCUUCUACCGGGAGAGCUGCCCCCACGAUCAAGGAGCAGGUGCCCAACUUCCAGUCCCACGCGCUGAUGUCCCUGAUGUGGUGCUUGAAGCGGAUCCGUUGGCACGACGGUCACCUGAACCGGGCGGCGGCGCAGCAUGCCCUGGACAGCAUUGAGGCCCUGAGGCCCUCCGACUUCAUCAAGGUCACCAAUGCCCUGGCGCUGCUCGGGCUCCGCGACACCGGUCUGCGAGAGGCUCUGUCCCGUGUCGCGGUGCCAAAGCUCGAGGAGACCUUUGCGCAGCAGUUCCGCGACGCCGUGAAUCCCGUCACCAUCGGAAAGCUGUGGAACGACGAGGUGACAGCAUAUCUUCUGGAGCGCUUCCGGAAGAUCUUCAUCACCGCGCGGCCCAUGCAUUUGUUGAAAGCGUACGAGUCUGCAGUGGUGUGCCGCAUCCAGCGUCUGCAGGUUUGGCGGAUGCUGUCGAAAGACUCCAAGUCCUUCUAUGUGCGGCUCUCCCAGAGGCACAUUCCCGACAAGGGAAAGGAGCCUUCACCGUUGCACUGGGACGUGUCCCGGCACCUGGCAGAUUUGGGAGAGGCUCAUCGUAACUCCUUCCGCUGGGGCCCACUCUACAUCGACAUCGGCCUCGAGCAGCUGGAGGUGGAUGAGCGAAGGCGAUGCUUGAUGGUCGAUGGCCCAUCAUCUUUCUACUAUUGUAGCGAUCAGUACUUGCCGGCAAAGCACCUGCAACACGAGAUGCUGACCUCGCUGGGCUGGGAUGUCCGGCGGGUGCGCUGGGACGACUGGCUGGAGUUGGGCAACGAUGACGCUAGGAAGCGGCAGUAUCUGCAGAUGCUCUUGGCGGACACGCGGCCAGUGGCCGAGGAGUUGCGAGACCGUGCUCCGCUCCCAACCGACGAUGUGCGAGAGAAGCUGAGGCAGUUCCGCGCCCUCCAGGCUGCCAAGGAAGCCGCAGAGGCCGCCAUGGGCUCAGCCGCGGAUCUCCUUACGUUUUCGCCCUGA